AUGGCAUUAGAUUCAUUAGAUUUAUAUGUUGUUAUUAUAUUAGUUGUUGCAGUUGCAGCUUAUUUUGGUAAAAAUCAAUUUAUAACAAAACCAGAAACAACUGGAUUUUUAUCAAAUGAUUCAAAUGGUGGUACUAAUUCAAGAAAUAUAUUGGAAACACUAAAGAAGAAUAAUAAAAAUGCUUUAUUAGUAUUUGGUUCACAAACUGGUACUGCUGAAGAUUAUUCAAAUAAAAUGUCAAGAGAAUUAAGUUCAAGAUUUGGUUUAAAAACAAUGGUUGCUGAUUUUGCAGAUUAUGAAUGGGAUAAUUUAGGUGAUAUUAAUGAUGAUAUAUUAGUAUUUUUCAUUUUAGCUACUUAUGGUGAAGGUGAACCAACUGAUAAUGCUAUUGAUUUUAUUGAAUUUUUAGAUAAUGAAGCUGAUACUUUAAGUACUUUAAGAUUUACUGUUUUUGGUUUAGGUAAUUCAACUUAUGAAUUUUAUAAUGCUAUUGGUAGAAAAGUUGAUUUAAAAUUAGAGGAAAAGGGAGCAGAAAGAUUUGCAGAAUAUGGUGAAGGUGAUGAUGGCAAAGGUACAUUAGAUGAAGAUUUUUUAAGUUGGAAAGAUGGUGUAUUUGAUUCUUUAAGAAAUAAUUUAAAUUUUGAAGAAAAAGAAUUAAAAUAUGAACCAAGUUUAAAAUUAAUUCCAAGAGAUGAUUUAACUAUUGAUGAUUUAUCAGUAUCAUUAGGUGAACCAAAUAAAAAAUAUAUAGAUACUAAAGCAAGUGUCGAUUUAACAAAAGGUCCAUUUGAUAAUACUCAUCCAUAUUUAGCUCCAAUUACUAAAAUUAAAGAAUUAUUUAAUUCAAAGGAAAGAUCAUGUGUUCAUGUUGAAUUUGAUAUAAGUAAUUCAAAUUUAAAAUAUUCAACUGGUGAUCAUUUAGCUGUAUGGCCACAAAAUAGUAAUGAAAAAAUUGAUUUAUUUUUAAAAACAUUUGAUUUAACAAAUAAAAAAGAUGAAGUAUUUGAAUUAAAAUCAUUGGAUUCAACUUAUCAUAUCCCAUUCCCAACUCCAAUAACUUAUGAAGCAGUUAUAAGACAUCAUUUAGAAAUUAGUGGUCCAGUAUCAAGACAAUUUUUCCUUUCUAUUGCAGCUUUUGCUCCUAAUGAAGAAACUAAAACUAAAUUAACUACUAUAGCAAAUGAUAAAUCAAAAUAUGCUGAAGAAAUAACUGCAAAAAAAUUCAAUAUUGCUGAUGCUUUAUUAUAUUUAUCUUCAGGAAAACCAUGGAAUAAAGUACCAUUUGAAUUUUUAAUUGAAAAUGUUCAACAUUUAACUCCUCGUUAUUAUUCAAUUUCAUCAUCAUCAAUGAGAGAAAAAACAACUAUAAAUAUAACAGCAGUAGUUGAAACUGAAAUAGAACCAGAUAAUAGAAUUGUUUCUGGUGUUGUUACAAAUUUAUUAAAAGAUAUUGAAAUUAGUAAAAAUAAAUCAACUGAAAAACCUUUAGUUACUUAUGAUUUAAAAGGUCCUCGUUCAAAAUAUGAUAAUUAUAAAUUACCAGUCCAUGUAAGAAGAUCAACUUUCAAAUUACCUUCAAGUUCUAAAACUCCAAUAAUUUUAGUUGGACCAGGUACUGGAGUAGCACCAUUAAGAGGAUUUAUAAGAGAAAGAAUUACACAACAAGAAAAUGAUGUAAAUAUUGGAUCAUCAUUAUUAUUUUAUGGAUGUAGAAAUGAAAAUGAAGAUUAUUUAUAUAAAGAUGAAUGGUCAGAAUAUGCUAAAAAAUUAGGUGAUAAAUUUGAAAUAAUAACUGCUUUUUCAAGAUCAACUUCAAAAAAAGUUUAUGUUCAACAUAAAAUUUUGGAGAACUCUACAAAAAUAAAUGAUUUAUUACAACAAGGUGCAAUAAUAUAUGUAUGUGGUGAUGCCUCACAUAUGGCAAGAGAUGUUCAACAAGCUUUUAUUAAAAUAAUCUCUCAAGAAAGAAAAAUUGAUUUGGAAAAAGCAAGUGAAUUAGUUAGAAGUUUGAAAGUUCAAAAUAGAUAUCAAGAAGAUGUUUGGUAG
Molecule: messenger RNA, 2046 nt
Organism: Lodderomyces jiufengensis
Lineage: Eukaryota; Fungi; Ascomycota; Pichiomycetes; Serinales; Debaryomycetaceae
Gene: NCP1
Product: Ncp1p
Exons: 1
Coding region: 1-2046 (681 amino acids)
Cellular component (GO): cytosol
Molecular function (GO): FMN binding; NADPH-hemoprotein reductase activity; flavin adenine dinucleotide binding
Source: RefSeq, a predicted model, not a curated record